Cyphellophora attinorum is the source of this 1815-nucleotide messenger RNA. Its product is annotated as Glucan synthesis regulatory protein. Lineage: Eukaryota; Fungi; Ascomycota; Eurotiomycetes; Chaetothyriales; Cyphellophoraceae. The record is from RefSeq and is a predicted model, not a curated record. Gene Ontology annotation, cellular component: mating projection tip. Bases 1 to 1815 code for a protein of 604 amino acids. The transcript is spliced from 3 exons. Gene Ontology annotation, biological process: cell wall biogenesis; regulation of fungal-type cell wall biogenesis.
AUGGCGGCAAACCCGUUUGCUUCUGCUUUCCGCUCGUUUUGGCAUACUAUGACCUCUAAUGACCGCCAUGCGAGCCAUGAUUCGCCCUACCGGACUGGCAGCCACAUGCCCGUCAACCAGAACCGACACGCACCACUCACAUCAGUUGCCACCGCUGCUGAUUCACAACCAGACUUGGCAGACCAUGGCGAUGCGAAACGCCCUUCCAUAUCCGCAACGUCAGUCGGCCUGCCCUCGCCCGCAAGGCCCUACUCGCCUGGCAUGAGAUCAAUGUCGUCUCCCAAAGUACCACAAACAGAAGAAACGCCCAUCUCACCAGGCGAGAUUCAGAUGCAGAGCUUCGCAGACGGCGCACCUCCUCCGCCGCCGCCUUCACAUUCAUGGAAGAAGAUCGACCGAUGGGCAGAAAAGAAUUACGAGGAGCUGUUUGAUAACCUCUGCGAAGGCUGCACGCAAAACGACAUCAACGAGCUCGAGCACGUACUCGAUAUAACUCUUCCACAAGACGUCCGCGAGUCAUUAUCGAUCCACGAUGGUCAAGAACGAGGCGGCCGGCCAACAGGUAUCAUACUCGGCUGCAUGCUGCUCGACUGCGAAGAGAUUGUGCAAGAAUGGAACAACUGGAAAGUGGUCAACGAAGAGUACCUCUCGAAAGCCAACAAGCCUGCACCGCAUUACCCGCUUAAGAGCCUCAAUAAUGCCGCUUCCUCCUCGAGCUCCUCCGCACCACAGAACAAGACCUUCUGGCGACAAGAAUUGCUCGAGCGCCAGGACUCGCAGCCGCCCAAAGCCAUCCAAAAAGCCUAUGCCCACCCCAGCUGGAUCCCUCUAGCCCGCGACUGGGGUGGCAACAACAUAGCCGUCGACCUCGCACCUGGCCCACUGGGCAAAUGGGGCCAGAUUAUCCUCUUUGGCCGGGACUACGAUUGCAAAGACAUCUCCUCCGAUCGCGUCAUGGUCGACGAAGACACCGGCGAGAUGAAGCUGAAAGAGUUCAAGACCGAGAACAUCGAGCCUCCCUACAUGGAGAUCUUGCGGUGGAGAGCAGACCAGAAAUACGGACGGAAACAGAUCAACAAUCGCAACAGCAGAGCCUACGGCCUCAACACGAAUGUGAAGCCCGUAAAUGGCAAAGGAUCACCCUACAGCAGCCCGAUCGCAGAAACCGACGAACAAGGAGCCCGCGGGAGAGGACCAUCCCCGCAACGCUUCUCCCGCACCAACACAGGAAGCCCCAGACCGGGCAAUACAAUGGUCGGCAGUCCGCUGGCGCGCGUCCAAGAAGAGAUUGCGCAGCCGCAGCCGCUGUCCAUCAAGACUGGUGGUGAUGUUGUCAAGGAUUUUGCUCGGGACAUUGAGGGAACUAAUACUUCACAGAGUGACUACUUUCCCAGCAGCACUAGCCACAUGAAUGGAAGUGCAUCUCAAGGGCGGAAGAGCAAGCCACAGAAGCUUGUUGACGCGCCCACGCCGAUCGAUACGAGUAUGCGGGUUUAUAUCCCUGAUAAUAGCCGGAACGGGUCUGGCUCAUACACAGAGAAGAAAGACAAACUAGUGGACAUACCCACGCCCACGACCGCGAGGUCGGACGCAGGAGGGAGGAGAGAUUUCCCGGCCACGAGCCUGAGCCGCGUUUCGACUUUGAAUGACCUAAGCGAAAACAAGGAGAAUCAGAGAACUGGGGAGAAGAAGAGCUCCGAGGAGUCGGACACGGCAGCAAAGACAAACGAGAAAGCGAAUGACACGAAGGCGAACGGUGUCAAGGGGUUGGGCGUAGAUACGCUCGAGGGUGAGAUGAGGGAUGUUGCUAUCUGA